Messenger RNA from Octopus sinensis (East Asian common octopus), 2508 nucleotides. RefSeq lists its product as uncharacterized. The coding region runs from base 439 to 2361 and encodes 640 amino acids. The record is from RefSeq and is a predicted model, not a curated record. Lineage: Eukaryota; Metazoa; Mollusca; Cephalopoda; Octopoda; Octopodidae. Gene Ontology annotation, molecular function: protein binding. The transcript has 5 exons.
AUAAAUGAAUACUACCUUUAGCUUGUAUAUUUAUUAUCAUUAUUAUUUAUCUACGGGAAAAUUAUCCGUCACGUCAGUAACUCAAAUUAAAACAAACGGAUAAAUGGAUAAUUACCUCCCUCUACUUCGCUUCUUUUGGAAUAUGGCUUUAAGUGUCAUAUUUACCCUCGUGUCUUAAACCACGGAUCUCGGAAACUGACGGAACCUACCGAAAACAAAUCCCUUUAAAAGGGUAAAAGAAAAGUGCAAUUUGAUUAUCUUUGAUGUCUCUUCAUCUUUACUAUUAAUAUAGUUAUGCUACAAUUUAGUUAAUUUAUCAUGCAUUAGUUUAGAUUAACGAAGAAUACAAUACCUGUCUAACCUCGGAUAUCGCUACAUCAAUUAUCCUCAAAGUCGCAUCACUUCGUUUCUUAGGAAAUCCGAUUAAAGUUACAGAUAAUGGCAAGGCCGAGAAAAUACAAGACUGAAGCAGAAAAACGAGAAGCCAGGCGACAGCGUGAACGAAUCAAAAGAGCUAAUGAAACACCUUUAGAGAGAGAUCAUAGACUGAUGAAAUUAUCUUUGAAUGAAUGGAAACGGCGACGAAGUGAAACUGUUGAACAGAGAAGUGAGAGACUUAAAAGGCUGUCCUUAAAUGCACGGAAGAGACGGGCUAAGGAAACGGCAGAAGAGAGAGCAAAUCGGCUUCGAAAACUGUCUGAGAGCGAAAUGAGGAGGCGUGCCAGAGAAACGUCUGAAGAAAGAAAGAGAAGACUUAAGAAACUCGCCGAAUAUGCAAAGAACAAGCGUACUUCCGAGUCAAAUUGUCCUAAUACACAAGUGGCUAAAAUGGCGCGAGGCCGAAAGCAGACUGCUAAUGGCAUUAAGAUCACCCUGACCAACUGUUACGAUGACCAAGAAAACCAUUACCUGGAGGAGAUGCAUCACGAUCCUGAAAAGUUUCAAGCUCUUGUUGAAAAGUCAGGACUUAAUUCCAUUCCCACUUCUCAACUUCGUUGUGUUGAAACAAGAAAAUUGCAAAAAGUCUCUGUUGGAAUUGGUGCAAAUAGGAAAAAGAAAACCAAAACAACAACCAGAGCACAGAGGAACCAAUUGAUCUCAGUCUACACUUCUAAUAAAGCAAACUCCAAAUUAUGCAAAACCAGAACCAAUGCAAUGUUCCAUUCUGUCUCCAGUGAAAUCUUACUUCAUCCACAAUCAGAUAUACCUCCUGUUCAGGAGAAACGCAUUUUAGUGGUUCCAAAUCAUCAAACAGCAGUGAUGUCCAAUCUAUUUUCCAUGUGGAAAGCAGGGCGUUUGUGUGACUCGUACAUCAGUAAUGGUACUACAAAUAUAUUGGUCCAUAAAAUGGUUUUAGGAGCUGUGUGUCCAAAACUACUGCCAGCUCUCCAUCAUUCAUUAAGAGGUUCAUUUCCCAAAGUGGUCUUUCCAAGUUCAGUCAGUAAAGAAGGACUUUUAGCAUUUGCAGAAUACAUGUACAGCGGCAUUUUAGAUCUGAAUGAAGAAAUUCUAGUCCAACUGAAGACUAUUGCUGAAAAAUUAGAAAUGAAAGAUUUUGAAGAUCUUUGUUGUAAGGAAUUGAACAAAGCUAAGACAAAAGAUAUUUUAUCAGGUGUAGUGGAACCUUUGUUGGCAGAACCUUGUUCUUUGUCAGGAUUAUUUCCUUCCAAAGCACAAGGAGACACUAACAAGAAUUCUAUGCUAAUGAAGUUAUUUAGAAAUAAUUACAGCAAUAUUAACAUGCAAGCUGAUGUUGCCGUUACCAUUGCAUCAACAUCUACAUCCAAUACAACUUCUGUUUCUGAUGUAAGAUCUGCAGAAAAUAUGGUUACUGACCAGAUUGUCGAUAUCAAGACUGAAGUGGAACCAGAGAUAGAGUCUGCCAUCAACCCAAAGACCCUGCAGUUAAAAAUGGAACCCUGCAGUCCUGAAGACAAUCAAAGCAGUAUUGAAGAAGAAUUUUCUGUGGAUAUUCAUACGUCCAGUUAUAAAAAUAAUGUUCGGUUAAAACCUGCUGCCAGUACCACUCAUGAAAAUAUCAAUAAAGACAAUGUUGUUAAUAUUGAUUCCAGUGAUAGCAUCAAUAUAUCUGAUACCUGUAGAUCUGAAGAGACUUGUAUACAGCAUUCAGAAGACUGUGAUAAAGAUUCUGAUAAUCAAAAAGAACUGCAAUUAAUUUCAGUUACAUCUGCUACAGAAAAUAUAAAUGAAGACAGUCUCAGUGAUAAUUCUGAUGUGAUAAAGAUCUCCAGUAUGAUAUCUUCAAAUACAAAGUUACCUCAGCCAUCAAAUUCAGGACCAUAUCCCAUUAGUUUUAUUUCUGCACAUGACAGUAAAAAUAUAAAUCUUCAAAAUGUAUGAAAAAUAUUUAUUUACCUUUUCCUAAUAUCAGUCAGCCAUUCCAAGAAAGUCCAAUGUAUAAUUGUUGACUCCAGCUACUCUUUUCGUAGUAUUCAGGAUAAGAUUCUGGAUAAAAUUGACAUUGAUAAGAAAUCUCAUGUCAUCAAG